AAUAUCUGUCUCAUUGUUCUACACCCGAUUAGACAACAAUCGGGUGCGUUCUAUCUUUGAUAGCAUGAACAAAAGAAGCUCCGCCUACCUCUCUCAUUCCAGGAAGUAUAUUGCCGCGGUCUCUCUCCGUCAAAUCAUGAACUGCAAAUCAAAAAUCCCUCUGCUAUCAAUACUACAGCUAUGAAUACGAAUGGCUAUAAAGUAUCACGCAAUUUAAAGAUCAUUCAACGGUGGCUAGCUUUAGUUUAACGCAGGUUUUAUAGUAUGUCUAGGUAGCUAGCUAGCUUGUUAGUCCAUGUGGUACCAUCGUAAACGGCUAACUUUAGCUAGCUAGCUAGUAGGUAGUUGACAGGUUCAACCAUGAUGUUUACGGUUUAGCAUGCUAUUUUUAGAUAGCACAAAUCUACAUAAGGUAGGCUUUUGUGCUGGGUCAGAAUUGUGAGCUGUGCCAUUAUUUUCCUUCAUCGAGGUUUUGUUGUCACAAAAACAACAUAAUUACAUCAUCAAACAGAUAUUUCAAAGAUGGACUUGUCCCAUAUGCUGCAAGACCUACAACUAGGUAUGGCUCCUGAAGAGGGACAUUCCCCAGCAGGACCUGAUGCGCUGCUCUCCCGUCCAGUGGCUGAGGUCCUGCUUCAUGUCCAGGAGAAACUCAAGGCACCAGGGCUCACCACAGAACAGAGUGAAGCGAUCCUUCAUAUUGUGGAGCAACUAUUCAGACUGGGGGACAGACACUGGCUCUUCUCUGAGUGUUGCAGCAAUCAGAGCACAGACAUGACAAGGGAGUAUGUAGACUUUGUGAGCUCCCUGACACUGUAUGCUGCUUUGCCAUUGUGUGAGAAUGACAGUGGUGCAUUACCAGAUAGUUCCUAUGAGGCCAUCCCUGCCAGAGCCCGUGCCGUGAGUUCAGUAGUCUUAGCCCUGGUACAAAGACAUGGGAAUGGAGGAGAGGCUGUUUCCAGCCACUGCCAAGCCACCUCCUGGGUCUUCCUCACAGGUCCACUUGCCCCCAUCUUGUGUGUGUUUGCGGUGACCCAUAUGCAAGAGCAGGCAUGGACCAGUAAGGGCUCCAGAACAGCUGCAUCUGACCUCCUGGCCUCAGUGGUCCAGGCAGGGGACUGGGAGACCACCUCACAGCUUCUGUGUGGGAAGAACAACACCGAGCGCCAACCAGGAGUCCUUGGCUCCAUCUUGGAAAUCCUGCAGGCGGAUUUAAAAAGGUGAGUUCCGUCAAAAUAGCUUACUAGUAAAUAGUGCAAAUUGAAAUGAUUAAGAACAUUUCAAACACUUGAAUCUCUGCGUUGUUGACCAUAUUUCAUCAACAUACCCGACAUCAAAACUGAACAUCAUCUGGAUUAUUUUUUCAUUCCGUGCAUCAUGCUGUGAAUAUUCUAAAUGUGUCGUUUAUGAUGUCUUGCAGGGACAGCUGGAAGCGAAACCAGGCCACUAAGCAUGUAUUUGCCUGGAUCCUCAUGCAGGUGGGCCGGCCGUGGUUAACAGACUAUCUGGAGAAGGUUUUCCCCCCUUCACUGCUGAUGUCAGAUGAUUACUGCACUGACAACCAAGUGCUGGGAGUGCGCUGCCUGAAUCACAUUGUCCUCAAUGUGGUGAGAUGUACUUUAUCUCUCAGAAUUCUUAGAUAAUGACAUCAUCUACAGUAAUGCGUUGUAAAAGUAUGUGUGGUGUUUUGUGUAUCUGUUCAAUGAACGUCUCCCCCUUUCAGCCUGCUGCCGAUCUCUGUCAUUACAACAGGGCCCAGGUGCUCUACCAUGCCCUCUUCAACCACCUCUACACGUCUGAGCCUCAGCUUAUUGAGGUAAUGCUGUGGCUUUCAAUGGCAUUAACAACUUUUGUAUAUACAAUGCACCGACAAACAUCUCAUAACAACACACUUUGUCUGUACGAGUUGAACUGGUGACCAAGUAGCCACAUUCACAUCAUGGUAUUCUAUUGCUCCAUAUACUGUAUCUCCCCCUCUGUGUCUCAGGUGGUCCUUCCAUGCCUGAUAGACCUUCUGCCUAUGUUGGAGAAAGACCCUGCUUGCACUGGGCUCCCCAGGAAGCCUAACCGUUAUGACGAGGUGCUGCGGCUGACCCUCAUCCAUAUGGAGAUGGAACAUAAACUUGUACUUCGGAGUGUCUAUGCCAAGUGUCUGGGACACUUAAUUGAAAAGUGAGGUCUAUCUCCUCUUGCUAACAAUUGAAUGGAUUUUCACUACACUAUUAUUACGCUAUAUGAGUCUCGGUGAGGAAUUGCAUUUGUUGUGAUCUCCUGGUUAUCUGGUAAAUGCCAUUUUAAAUGUAAGACAUUUAGGAAAUUAACUUUUGGAUUGUGCUUUUCUUUUGUUAGGAUGGGUAUCGUCAUUGUUCGCCAUCUGAAACGAUUGGAAAGAGUAAUCAUUGGGUAUCUAGAGAUCUCAGACGGUCCUGAAGAACAGACUAGACUGGCUAUCCUGGAUGCUUUAGAAAAGACCCUGCUCAUCGCCUGGCCAAGGUUGUCAUUACUCCCAGCAAAUAAAUUAGACUAUAAUCAAAAUCCCAUCUCUGUCUUUGUGGUCAUGCUGGGUGUUUGUGUCCUCUGGACUUGCAGAAUGGAGUGCCGUCUUUCCGCUCUGGUGCAGAGUCUGUUGAGGCUACUGUGUGACCUGUCCACAGAGUCCCUACCCCCAGCAGUGAGAGAGGAGCUUGUUACCAAGGCCACUCAUUGCCUGCUGCUGCUGGACCACUGCACCCAGGGCAAGCUCAAGGUAUGCAUAAAAGAGCAUCACUGUACCACGCAGGGUCUUCGGUCGGCUAUUAAACUCCAAGUAUAUUACCUGUUGAAUACAACUUGGCAAUAAUCAGAAAAUGAUUUAGGGCUCGAUUCAAUCCGUACUGCUGAAGAGCUGCGCUACUGUGCGAUAGGUAUUUAAAGGCAAUAAUUCAGUGCUAGCGGAGACCGCAUUCACAGUAAACGCUACAUACGUCAGCUCAAUCGGAAAUUACCUUUACAUUUCAAUCGCGCUAGAAAGACGAUUUUCAGCGAUACGGAUUGAUGCGAGCCCCUAGAGCAGCCAUACUCAACAGAUCUGGACCUAGAACGGGGUCAAUACAGACCACGAGUCCUGCAUAUACAGACUUUUUCCAAAUGUUGUUACGUUACAACCUUACUAUAAAAUGGAUUCAAUUGUUUCCCCCCCCCCCCAUCAAUCUACACACAAUACCCCAUAAUGACGAAGCAAAAACCGUAAUUUUUUAUUUGCACAUUUAUAAAUAAAUAAAUAACUGAAAUAUCACAUUUACAAAAGUAUUCAGACCCUUUACUCAGUAUUUUGUUGAAGCACCUUUGGCAGCGAUUAUAGCCUCAAGUCUUCUUGGGUAUGACGCUACAAGCUUGGCACACCUGUAUUUGGGGAGUUUCUUCUCUGCAGAUCCUCUCAAGCUCUGUCAGGUUGGAUGGGGAGCGGCGCUGCACAGCUAUUUUCAGGUCUCUCCACAGAUGUUCUAUCGGUUUCAAGUCCGGGCUCUGGCUGGGCCACUCAAGGACAUUCAGAGACUUGUCCCGAAGCCACUCCUGCAUUGUCUUGGCUGUGUGCUUAGGGUCGUUGUCCUGUUGGAAGGUGAACCUUCGCCCCCAGUCUGAGGUCCUGAGUGCUCUGGAACAGGUUUUCAUCAAGGAUCUCUCUGUACUUUGCUCCGUUCAUCUUUCCCUCGAUCCUGAAUAGUCUCCCAGUCCCUGCCGCUGAAAAACAUCCCCACAGCAUGAUGCUGCCACCACCAUGUUUCACCGUAGGGAUGGUGUCAGGUUUCCUCCAGACGUGACGCUUGUCAGGCCAAAGAGUUCAAUCUUGGUUUCAUCAGACCAGAGAAUCUUGUUUCUCAUGGACUGAGAGUCUUUGGGUGCCUUUUGGCAAACUCCAAACAGGCUGUCAUGUGCAUUUUACUGAGGAGUGGCUUCCAUCUGGCCACUCUACCAUAAAUGCCUGAUUGGGGAGUGCUGCAGAGAUGGUUGUCAUUCUGGAAGGUUCUCCCAUCUCCAUAGAGGAACUGGAGCUCUGUCAGAGUGACCAUCAGGUUCUUGGUCACCUCCCUGACCACCGGGCGGCCAGCUCUAGGAAGAGUCUUGGUGGUUCCAAACUUCUUCCAUUUAAGAAUGAUGGAAGCCACUGUGUUCUUGGAGACCUUCAAUGCUGCAGAAAUGGUACCCUUCCCAAGAUCUGUGCCUCGAUACAAUCUUGUCUCGGAGCUCUACGGAAAAUUCCUUCGACCUCAUGGCUUGGUUUUUACUCUGAUAUGCACUGUCAACUGUGGGACCUUUUUAUAUAGACAGGUGUGUGCCUUUCCAAAUCAUGUCCAAUCAAUUGAGUUUACCACAGGUGGACUCAAAUGAAGGAUGAUCAAUUGAAACAGGAUACACCAGACCUCAAUUUCAAGUCUCAUAGCAAAGGGUCUGCAUACUUAUGUAAAUAAGGAAUUUAUGUUUUUAUGUAAUACAUUUGCAAAAAUGUCUAUGUAGAUUGAGAUUAUUUGUUUUAUUUAAUCCAUUUUAGAAUAAGGCUGUAGCAUAACAAAAUGUGGAAAAAGUCAAGGGGGUCUGAAUACUUUCCGAAUGCACUGUGUGUGUGUGUGUGUAAUUAUUUUUAUAUAUAUAUAUAUUACACACUACCGGUGAAAAGUUUUAGAACACCUACUCAUUCAAGGGUUUUUCUUAAUUUUUACUAUUUUCUAUAUUGUAGAAUAAUAGUGAAGACAUCAAAACUAUGAAAUAACACAUAUGGAAUCAUGUAGUAACCCAAAAAGUGUUAAACAAGUCUAAAUAUAUUUUAUAUUUGAGAUUCUUCAAUUAGCCACCCUUUGCCUUGAUGUUAGCUUUGCACACUCUUGGCAUUCUCUCAACCAGCUUCACCUGGAAUGCUUUUCCAACAAUCCUGAAGGAGUUCCCACAUAUGCUGAGGACUUGUGGCUGCUUUUCCUUCACUCUGCGGUCCGACUCAUCCCAAACCAUCUCCAUUUGGUUGAGGUCGGGGGAUUGUGGAGGCCAGGUCAUCUGAUGCAGCACUCCAUCACUCUCCUUCUUGGUAAAAUAGCCCUUACACAGCCUGGAGGUGUGUUGGGUCAUUGUCCUGUUGAAAAACAAUUGAUAGUCCCACUAAGACCAAACCAGAUGGGAUGGCGUAUCGUUGCAGAAUGCUGUGGUAGCCAUGCUGGUUAAGUGUGCCUUGAAUUCUAAAUAAAUCACAGACACUGUCACCAGCAAAGCACCCACACACCAUAACACCACCUCCUCCAUGCUUUACGGUGGGAAAUACACAUGCGGAGAUGAUUCGUUCACCCACACCGUGUCUCACAAAGACACAGCGGUUGGAACCAAAAAUCUCAAAUUUGGACUCCAGACAAAAGGACACAUUUCCACCGUUCUAAUGUCCAUUGCUUGUGUUUCUUGGCCCAAGCAAGUCUCUUCUUCUUAUUGGUGUCCUUUAGUAGUGGUUUCUUUGCAGCAAUUCGACCAUGAAGGCCUGAUUUACGCAGUCCCCUCUGAACAGUUGAUGUUGAGUUGUGUCUGUUACUUGAACUCUGUGAAGCAUUUAUUUGGGCUGCAUUUCUGAGGCUGAUAACUCGAAUGAACUUAUCCUAUACAGCAGAGGUAACUCUGGGUCUUCCAUUCCUGUGGCGGUCCUCACGAGAGCCAGUUUCAUCAUAGUGCUUGAUGGUUUUUGCGACUGCACUUUUAGAAACUUUCUAAGUUCUUGAAAUUUUCCGGAUUGACCGAUCUUCAUGUCUUAAAGUAAUGAUGGACUGUUGUUUCUCUUUGCUUAUUUGAGCUGUUCUUGCCAUAAUAUGGACUUGGUCUUUUACCAAAUAAUAGGGCUAUCUUCUGUAUGCCCCCCUACCUUGUCACAACACAACUGAUUGGCUCAAACGCAUUAAGAGGGAAAGAAAUUCCACAAAUUAACUUUUAACAAGGCACACCUGUUAAUUGAAAUGCAUUCCAGGUGACUACCUUAUGAAGCUGGUUGAGAGAAUGCCAAGAGUGUGCAAAGCUGUCAAGGCAAAGGGUGGCUAUUUGAAGAAUCUCAGAUAUAAAAUAUAUUAGUAUUUGUUUAACACUUUUUUGGUUACUACAUGAUUCCAUAUGUGUUAUUUAAUAGUUUUGAUGUUGUCACUAUUAUUCUACAAUGUAAAAAAAUUGUUCCAAUUAAGAAAAACCCUUGAAUGAGUAGGUGUCCAAACUUUUGACUGGUAGUGUGUGUAUGCAUGUAUGUGUAUAAAUAUAUACAGUGAGGGAAAAAGUAUUUGAUCCCCUGCUGAUUUUGUACGUUUGCCCACUGACAAAGACAUGAUCAGUCUAUAAUUUUAAUGGUAGGUUUAUUUGAACAGUGAGAGACAGAAUAACAACAACAAAAUCCAGAAAAACGCAUGUCAAAAAUGUUAUACAUUUAUUUGCAUUUUAAGACUGAUAAUUUCUUUGUCAGUGGGCAAACGUACAAAAUCAGCAGGGGAUCAAAUACUUUUUUCCCCUCACUGUAUAUAUAUAUACACACACACAUACAGUGGUUUGAAAAAGUGUUUGCCCCCUUCCUGAUUUCUUAUUUGUUUGCAUGUUUGUCAUACUUAAAUGUUUUAGAUCAUCAAACAAAUUUAAAUAUUAGUCAAAGAUAACAAGUAAACACAAAAUGCAGUUUUGAAAUGAAGGUUGUUAUUAAGGGAAAACAAAAUCCAAACCUACAUGGCCCUUUGUGAAAAAGUGUUUGUCCCCCUCCGUUAUAACACAACUCAACUGUGGUUUAUCACACCUGAGAUCAAUUCCUCUAGCCAUACCCAGUCCUGAUUACUGCCACACCUGUUCUCAAUCUAGGAAUCACUUAAAUAGGACCUGCCUGACAAAGUGAAGUAGACCACACCACUGUAUAUACACACGUGUGUGUGUGUUCACAGAUUACGUGUUCACAGGCCUCAACCCCAAGGGGGCCCCCAUUUUGAUUUUGUUGAGUCAUUCGGGUAACAUUUGUAAAAUGUGUGGAAUUGCAGGAAAUUUGCUUUAAAAUGUAUACAUUUUCUCUGCCAACACGACCUCUAACAGUUUGGGGUUAAAUGUGUUGCAAGGUGGGGGUUUGUUAGUACACUGAAAAAUGACUAUCCUCACCUUUUCCGCCUAGGACUGGACCUUCUCAAAUUGUACCCCUGCUCUAGAGUAACUAGUAAUAAAUGAAUGUAUUUCAAGUAAAUCUGAGCUCAGAACUUCUGAGAUAAAGGGGCAAGUUAUUGCCACUUACACAGAACAAAAACAUAAAUGCAACUUGUAAAGUGUUGGUCCCAUGUUUCAUGAGCUGAAAUAACCGAUCCCAGAAAUGUUCCAUUCGCACAAAAAGCUUAUUUCUCUCAAAUGUUGUGGACUCAUUUGUUUACAUCCCUGUUAGUGAACAUUUCUCAUUUGCCAAGAUAAUCCAUCCACCUGACAGGUGUGGCAUAUCAAGAAACUGAUUAAACAGCAUGAUCAUUACAUAGAUGCACCUUGUGCUGGCGACAACAAAAGGCCUCUCUAAAAAGUGCAGUUUUGUUACACGUUUUUGAGGGAGCGUGCAAUUGGCUUGCUGACUGCAGUAAUGUCCACCAGAGCUGUUACCAGAGAAUUCAAUGUUAAUUUCUCUACCAUAAGCCACCUCCAGCGUUGUUUUAGAAAAUGUGGCAGUGUGUCCAACUGGUCUCACAACUGCAGACAACGUGUAUGACGUUGUGUGGGCGAACGGUUUGCUGAUGUCAACGUUGUGAACAGAUUGCCUCAUGGUGGGGUUAUGGUAUGGGCAGGCAUAAGCUAUGGACAACAAACACAAUUGUAUUUUAUUGAUGUAAAUACCGUGACGAGAUCCUGAGGCCCAUUUCCGUGCCAUUCAUCCACUGCCAUCACCUCAUGUUUCAGCAUGAUAAUGCACGGCCCCAUGUCACAAGGAUCUGUACACAAUUCCUGGAAGCUGAAAAUGUCCCAGUUCUUCCAUAGCCUGCAUACUCAGACAUGUCACCCAUUGAGCAUGUUUGGGAUGCUCUGGAUCGAUGUGUACCACAGCGUGUUCUAGUUCCUGCCAAUAUCCAGCAACUUCGCACAGCCAUUGAAGAGUGGGUCAACAUUCCACAGGCCACAAUCAACGGCCUGGUCAACUCUAUGCGAAGGAGAUGUCAUGUCAUGCGGCAAAUGGUGGUCACAUCAGAUACUGACUGGUUUUCUGAGACACGCCCCUACCCUUUUUUUAAAGGUAUCUGUGACCAACAGAUGAAUCUAUAUUCCCAGUCAUGUGAAAUGCCUAGAUUAGGGCCAAAUGAAUGUAUUUAAAUUGACUGAUUAUAUGAACUGUAACUCAAUCUUUGAAAUUGUUGCGUUUAUAUUUUUGUUCGGUGUGUGAAUGGUAACUAUUUUGACUCUUUCUUCAGACGCUUCUGAAGGAUGUCGACAGCAGCCACACCAGCACCUCUGUUCUGAGAUGCAUAGAGACAGUCACAAUGGCCCAAAGAUAACGAAGAUAUGGACAUAUUUACAGUGUUCAUUCCUCCAUUGGAAAUGAAGCCCACAUCUCUAUGGCUAUCUGGAACAGUGAUAUGAUCAAAAUGAAUGUGGUUAAUUGAGCAGGACUGACAACCUUGAGCUCCCUUGGAUCAUCCUCUGUAGUCUGGCAAUGUGAGAAAGACUGACCAAGUGCUAUUAUACAGUACUGACAUAUUCCGUUCUGUAUGUCAUAUGGAUCCACUGUCUGUAUUUGUUAAUAAAACGUCAACACUGGUUAAGAGCUGGCUGGGGAGAUUUGGUAAGUCGUUCUUUAUCAAAGUUUUCUCAGCCAGGUCGAAGACAUUACAAUUCAUAAGAGAUUCCACUUGUCAGGCUACUCAGCAUUGUGAGAUUUAUUAAUUUGAACAAUAAUGGGCAAAAGAGGAAUCAUAAUAGGUGAAAAACUAAGACAGUAAGCAAAUUGCAAUCAUGGGUCUAAAUUAUCUCAUUUCAAAUUGGCCCAAGUCAUACACCAUGUAAUCAUUUAUUGUUAACAGGGAUCAAGCCCCAUCUCAUAAAAUCUUCACCGGGAGUGAUACAUUGAGAAGUUGCUGGAAGUACAGUCCCGUUAGGCACAAGAUUCUUUACAGCUCAAAGAACCUAAAGGCUUGAUGCAUUCCAGUAGUAGUAAUCCUUCCAGACAACAUAAGCAGGUUAACCUUCCAAACUAAGAAAGGCCUAGAGUCCAUGUCAGAGGAAGACUAUGUUGCCUUGCUUUUGGGGACAGGCUCAGUCUCCUGUUCAUACUCGAUCUCCACGUAGGCCCUUUUCUUCCUGAAUGCAGUGCCUUUGAGGGGCAUCUUUCCUUUUGACUUCCCUUUGGAGCCUGAGGCCUCAGUCUCCUCUUCCAUGUCUUCUUCAGACUCGUCCUCUUCUUCACUGGAUUCUUCCUGUUCAUCGCUGCCUGCCUUCAGAUUGUCCAUGUCCUUCCAAAGGAGACAUGUUUAGUCUUGGAAUAGCAUAACAAGCAAUAUCAUACCCUAUAUUAGUCAAAAUGUGAGUGAUCAUGAUUUUAUUUAUUUAUUAAGUUACCUCAAAGUCACUGAGAUCGCUCUCAUCCAUUUCACCCUCAGCGACAAAUUCUUUCUUUCCAACAUCCU
Molecule: messenger RNA, 9614 nt
Organism: Coregonus sp. 'balchen'
Lineage: Eukaryota; Metazoa; Chordata; Actinopteri; Salmoniformes; Salmonidae
Source: the annotation of a GenBank genome assembly